This is a messenger RNA of Helianthus annuus (common sunflower), 534 nucleotides long. RefSeq lists its product as uncharacterized. The coding region runs from base 1 to 534 and encodes 177 amino acids. The record is from RefSeq and is a predicted model, not a curated record. NCBI's taxonomy places the organism in Eukaryota, Viridiplantae, Streptophyta, Magnoliopsida, Asterales, Asteraceae. The transcript is spliced from 4 exons.
AUGGAGAUCCACGAUGCCCCUAUAUCUUCUCUUUUCUUGUUUGAAAAGCAGAUAUCUUCAACAGAACCCUCAGUGAACUUCAAGGAAGUUGCUCCCCCUACCGCUGAGUCAGAAGAGAGAAUCAAUACUGUUUACCAGUUACCUGCAAUAGACAGGACUUUCACCACACACGUCCCGAGUUCCAGCCAAUACUCAUCAUCCGAGAUGUCUGCACCAGCUAAGAUCCCUGAAGUCUUUGAUCUUGACGAAUUGGACAGCUAUUCUGACCAGAUCCAGGUCAAGAAAGAACCUAGCCCCAAGACCACAGCUACAUCCAAACCCAGCAUCUCCAAAGCCAUCAUCAUUCCUAAACCUUCACCGGCUACCAAACCCCGGAGUUCAAGUUCCCGCAAAAGGAAAGAACCUGAUUCCCCUGUCAUUUCUGACACAUUUCCUUACGAGAAGCACGGGUUCAUUGAAGCUAGCGGGUUUAUGACUUCUUUUCUUAACCAGGGUCUUGAGCGCUUGGUUAACUUAUAUCAAGAAUCCUGCUAG